AUGAUGAGUGGCAGUUGGAACAGUGAUGCAAUGGUCAAUUCACAGGCAACUUAUACAAUUGCUGGACCGAUAGGUCGAAGUCAUUAUCAAUUACUGGAAGAGAUUGAAUGUCCAAGUGAGCUAAUUGAAGUUGACGAUGAUAUGCCAUAUCCACCAUUAAAUACUAGUUUAGUUCUGGAAGAAUCACGUAUCGGUGUUGAUCGUCUUCCGAUCGUGGAUGACAAUUUAUCCACUCCAUUGGUGGAGUAUGCUCCUAGCAGUGAUUCACAACAAUAUCAACAACAACAACAACAACAACAAUAUCAACAACAACAACAACAACAAUAUCAACAACAAUAUCAACAACAACAACAACAACAACAACAAAAUCAGGCUUAUAUGGUGGAUAGCUAUGCAAAUCAUCUUUACAAUGCAUAUCAGACCAGAAUUGAUUUACCUACUGAGAUUAAAAGUAAUUUACCGGUAGCACAACUUAUUCAUCCAGAUGCAUUAUCAUAUGGAUCGGAAUUUCCACGGCAAAUAUCAGUUGCAUUAUCAUCACCUGCUGAAAGAGUUUCAUCGAGUAUGAGUAUUGAUUCGACAAUAUCCGAUGAUAUUACCAUUGAUCCUAAUCAUUUAGCAACACUUCAUGAUCAGUUGGAACAGCAAUCACUUCCUGUAUCUCUUCCAUCGGAACAAGAAACAUCACCGGAAAUACCGGUAAAUUAUGAACAAGAAAUAUCACAUGAAAAAACACCUGAAAUACCGACAACAAGUAUGAAAGUAACAAAACCGGAAUUAAAUUGUUGCAAACCGGAAAAUGAUAAUUUAACAAUUAUUAAAGAAUCGGAACAAUCAAAAGAACAAUCACAGUAUAAGAAUGUAACGAUGGAAAACUGGGAAACUGUACGAAAAGAAGAAAAAAAAGAAAAGCCAAAAAAGCCAAGACCGCUCUCAAUACGGGAACUUCAAAAUGCUCCAGUACCCGUACGACCACCAAAACCAAAACCACCUUCUAAAUCGCAGCUAUUAAUGGAGAAGCUUAAAGCAAGUAUUGAAGCAGAUAAAUUAAAACCAAAAAAGGAUAUCAAAUCAAAACUUCAUGAUCUUGUAAGCGCACCUGUUCGACGUCCACAACCACAAACAACUUUUGAUAAAGAUGAAGAAGAAAAGAUGUCUCCGGAUGAAGAAAGCAAAAAAUUAUUGCAACCGUUAUCACCAAAUGCAAAACGUCGACGAAAUGAGGCACAAAAAACGGGAAAUUCACGUAUGCAACCUGAACGACUUCGAUUAUCACAACAAUCUGAUAAUAAAACAACAGGAUCGGUACGAUCGCAUAUAAAAUCGCGACAAUCGUUAAUUCAACCGAAAACUGUCCACAAAGGCUCAGUUGCAGUGCGAUCUGAAAAGUUGAAAAAAGAAACUUCUCGAGAGCUUCCUAGGACUUCAAAUUCUAAAUCAGUGCCUCAGUCCUUAAGUGUAGCUAAAUCGGAAGCGCAGCAUUCCGGUUUACCGACAUCAUCUGCAACACAUCAAUCACUUAAAAUUCGUAAACCCGGAAAACAACCUACCUCAAUGAUCAUUGAAACAGGUCACGAUUAG
This is a messenger RNA of Acanthocheilonema viteae, 1581 nucleotides long. The record is from the annotation of a GenBank genome assembly. NCBI's taxonomy places the organism in Eukaryota, Metazoa, Nematoda, Chromadorea, Rhabditida, Onchocercidae.